AUGCAUAUGUCAAUGAGAUUAAAUCUUAUUUUUGACACCAGUCUCACUAACAAAGCGGAUGCAAAGUUCAUAUUCUAUGUAGAUCUCAUUACAUCCGCAAUUGAAAAUAGUUACAAGAAUCUGCCUAACUACAUUCAAGGUUCAGUAAAUGUCAUUGGCUUCAGGCCUGGUAGCAUUAUAGCGGACUACACCAUUACUGCAAACAGCACCAAUCUGGAUGUUACAGCCGCAAACACACAAGUUAAUGACUCUCUAGCAGCUGCAGGAAUCCCUUUAGCUCAGGACGCUUUUGCUGAAAGUGUGGAAACAAUGUUGACAACCAAAGAUAAAUAUUAUCCCCUGCAAGAUGUGGAACUGAGGUGUAUGCGUCCAAAUUCUGUUAUGGGAGCAAUGAAAUGGAGUGUGAAUGACAAAGAUCCUGCAGGAAACAGUUCAAAAUACACCAUUACAAAUGACGACAUCAGUAGCACUCUUAUUGUAAAAGUUGCAAGUGAAAGUGACAAUGGUAGAUACUCAUGUAUCAUAGAAAGCUCCCCGGUACCUUACAUUCAGUGGCAAACAGUAUCUAUUGAACCUCGUCCUAAUAUUAUAGUGAAUAGAACUGAUAUAAAGCUUCAGUGUCAAGACCAGAUUAUCCCACUGACAUGCUGUGCUGAUGGUUACUCAGUCGAGGGGUUUGUGAUUCCUGCUGGGGAUGUCGGGACAAAUUCAGGAUCUGGCUGCUUCACAAUACAACAUAAAAUCUUAAGCACAAAUUGUGGGUCUAAAGAAAUCUUUACAUGCCAACUAAAAGACAUGCCAGAAUUACAAACAUUUGAUUAUAGCUGGAGGACAGUCCAAGUUCAGACAGUCAAUGAGUAUGACUGUAUAAAUGACACGCUUGGAGUUGGAAAAAUAGGUGACAAUGUUACGGGCCAUUGUGAAAAAGGCCUGGAAGGCUACAUAACUUAUGAAUGUAAACAGAUAAAUGUCACAAAUGUAUGGGCAGAAUUACAGAGAGAUUGUGUUCUUCAAGCAUUCAAAGACCUUGAAAGGAGAUAUGAUGUUUUGUUUGUGGAGCAGAUUCCAGUGUUUAUGACAGAUCUCCGUAACACUGUAGUGCAGAAUAAUACUGUGAUAACACAAUCUGCUGACACUGUCAAAACCAUUGUUGACAUACUUAACACAAUUGCUGGUAUCUCACAAACUAUUACCAUCAAUCAACCUGUGAUGGAGGAUUUUCUUAAAACAGUGGACAUCAUUUUAUCAGAUGAAUCUAAAAACACAUGGGCAGAAUUGAACAAUGACAACAAAACAGAAAACAAAAGCACUGAACUUCUUCAAGCUAUUGAGACUAUAAGUGAUCGUCUCUCUGAUGACAGUUUUAUGAUUAAGGAAACCUCCAUUCAGUUACAUAGAAAAACAAUUACAAACUCAUUCACUAAAACAUUUUCACUGCCAAACUCAACUACUCAGAUUGUGAUACCAAAUGUUCUUAAACCGACCCUCAUAACCACCAUUAUCUUCAAAAACCUUGACAAUGUUUUACCAACUCGAAAUACUUCUAAUAAUGACAAGAAGACAUCAGAAAACAUCAUUAAUGGAGACGUGGUUGUUGUUAGAGUAAAUGAAACAAUUAACAACAUUUCAUUUACUUUCAAUACUAUGAAUACAUCAUUGACUAAUCCUCAGUGUGUCUUUUGGAACUUUGAUCUGGACCAUUGGGAUUCCACUGGAUGUAAAGUCAAGCGCUUUGAGAAUAAAACAGUUACAUGUGAAUGCAACCACACAACGUCUUUUUCAAUCCUGAUGUCACCGUUUGCAGUUGAUAACCCAGCCUUAGCCUAUAUAACAUACAUUGGUGUAGCUAUUUCAUUAGCCAGCUUACUUCUGUGCCUCUUCAUUGAGGCGAUCGUAUGGAAGCCAGCAACAAGAAAUGACACGUCGUACAUGCGUCACGUCUCAAUAGUCAACAUCGCUGUGUCACUGCUGAUCGCAAACAUCUGUUUUAUAAUCGGAGCUGCAAUUGCAGACCAAGAGCAGCCAACCUCAGUGGGUCACUGCAGUCCAGUAGUUUUCUUCAUGCACUUUUUUUACCUGGCUGUUUUCUUCUGGAUGUUCAUUUCAGCACUUUUGCUUCUUUCCCGCACCAUCACGGUCUUUUCUCAAAUGUCAAAGACUAAUAUGAUGGUCAUUGCCUUCACUUUUGGUUAUUGUGCACCUUUGCUUAUAGCGGCUAUUACUGUCGCAUCCACAGCUGGACCUCAACACUAUGUCACAAAAGAAAAUGCAUGUUGGCUGAACUGGUAUGAAUCUAAGGCCCUGCUGGCAUUUGUGAUUCCAGCUCUGACUAUUGUUGGCUUUAACCUCCUGGUUUUGAUUGUGGUUGUGAUACGGAUGAGAAGGAUUGGUGCACAUGAGAAACACACUCUUGUGGUCAUUGUCCAAUGUGUGGCCAUUCUGACUCCUAUCUUUGGUCUAACAUGGGGAUUAGGUAUUGGAACCAUGGUGUCACGUGGCUUGAUCAUUCAUAUGAUGUUUGCAAUCCUCAAUUCACUGCAGGUACCAUUUUAUUUUUGA
Misgurnus anguillicaudatus (oriental weatherfish) is the source of this 2559-nucleotide messenger RNA. NCBI's taxonomy places the organism in Eukaryota, Metazoa, Chordata, Actinopteri, Cypriniformes, Cobitidae. The record is from RefSeq and is a predicted model, not a curated record.